Molecule: messenger RNA, 1148 nt
Organism: Solanum pennellii
Lineage: Eukaryota; Viridiplantae; Streptophyta; Magnoliopsida; Solanales; Solanaceae
Product: histone-lysine N-methyltransferase ATXR4
Exons: 7
Coding region: 49-978 (309 amino acids)
Cellular component (GO): nucleus
Molecular function (GO): protein binding
Source: RefSeq, a predicted model, not a curated record
UUUGGGAAGUAACGGAAAUGGAAAAUAUGAGAAAGCAGGUAAACGGAAAUGUCAUCACUACUCCGUCGGAGAAAAGCUUUACUCUCCAUUUACUCUUGGAGUAAUGGUUAUGCCACCGAGUCAAAACGGAGAGGACUCACAUCGGUGCCUCCCAUCGAGGUUGGGUUUACAGAGUCAGCCGGUCGAGGUGUGUUUGCCACUCGGAGAAUCGGUGCUGGCGAACUCAUCCACACUGACAAACCCAUCCUCUCUCACCCUUCUCUUUCUUCACUUCAUAGCGUCUGUUAUUUCUGCCUAAAAAAUGUAGCAUCAAAUCUUCCCUUUUGUAGUGACGAGUGUAGACAACAAUCCAAGAUUUUUUACGACACAGAAAAGCAAGCAGAUUGGUCACGCUUUCAUGAAUACUGCCGAACUCAAGGCCUAAAGUAUCCGCUUCUGGUCAAGAGAUUGGCUUGCACGAUUAUAUCUGGAGCGGCCACUCCAGAAACUCUGGACAUACUUCAGCCAGCAACAUUAUCUUCCGAAAUGAUUUUACGGAUGGAGAAGGCAUAUCAGCUACUGAGAAGCACAUUUGAAGAUGCAGGGUUCACAGAUGAGCAGAUUGCAUUUUUGUCAAAAAAAUGGUAUAUUGAUGUAUUGGCACGUAUCCGUAUCAAUUCUUUUCGGAUUGAAUUGGCCUUGGGAUCAUAUGAAGAUAUCCUUUUAUCAGCAGCAGCAUCAGUAGAAGCAGAGGCUGCAGUUGGAAAUGCUAUUUAUAUGCUAACAUCAUUUUAUAAUCAUGACUGUGAUCCCAAUGCACACAUUCUGUGGAUAGAAAGUGUGAACGCAAAAUUGAAGGCUCUUCGUGAUAUUGAAGCAGGGGAAGAGUUGAGGAUAUGCUACAUUGACGCAAGCAUGGAUCAUGAUGCUCGGCGCACUAUCCUUUCUGAAGGGUUUGGUUUCGAUUGCAGAUGUGCUCGAUGUAUGUCUAAUGACUAGACAUUAGCAGAUCAAGGUUAUCUGCAUUCUACAGCUUCCGAUAGAACAAUGUCUAAUAACAUUGAUACAUCUAGGACCAUGAUAAACAAAAUAAUUAUUUUAUUUUUGAUAAGUGAUAAAUGGUACAGUUGAUAAUAAAUUACUUUUAUAUAUCCAUGCAACAUUGUUUA